AUGGAGGACAGUCUGGAACGGAGAGAGGUUGGCGAGAUUGGAGCGCUGGCGGUUGCUGAAGCACUCAAGGUGAAUGCGGCCGCAGUUUCGCUCUUCCUGGGCAACAGCCAGAUUGGUGACGUUGGAGCGAUUGCGAUGGGUGAAGCACUCAAAGUGAACGCGACGCUCACACAGGUGUACUUGAAUGGCAACCAGAUUGGCGAUGCUGGAGUGCAAUGCAUUGCUGAAGCACUCAAAGUGAACACAAAGCUGGUUUCACUCGACCUGAGGAGGAAUCAGAUCGGCGAUGAUGGUGCAAAGGCAGUUGCCGAGGCACUCAAGGUGAACGCGACGCUGGAAACGCUCUACCUGUGGGAGAACCAGAUUGGCGAUGCUGGGGCGCAAGCGAUCGCCGAAUCACUCAAAUUGAACAGGACGCUCACUACACCCGGUCUGGAAACGAAUCAGAUUGGCGAUGCUGGAGCGCAAGCAAUUGCUGAGGCACUCCAAGUGAACAAGACGCUGUCUUAUGUCCAUCUGCAAUUUAAUCAGAUUGGCGAUAUUGGGGCGCAGGCGAUUGCUGAGGCACUCAAAGUGAACAAGACGCUGUUCUUUAUCAACCUGCGAUAUAAUUGCAUAGGCACUGUCGGUGCGCAGGCAAUUGAUGAGGCACGCAAGGUCAACAGCACGAUUGAUGUUGCCAUUGACGACCAGAUUAGCCCACUAGCCGUUUCCCUACUCCCACGAUUAGCAAGUGCUGAAGACUUUCAGAGCGUGUCUUGCUUGCUGGCCAGUGGACCGGAACUGGAGGACCCAUCAGCAUUUCUUCCAGCUCUACCUCUCGAGCUUGUCGAGCGCAUUCUGGAUGAAGCGUAUUAUUGGGAGGGCGUGCAACACACCAAACGAGAGCUGUUUCAUGACGAUGCCGAUCGUCCCCUCAAAGUCAGAGUGCCUCAGAGCAUCGAUGGACGCUCAAUCCGUGUGAGGGCAAUUCAUGUGAUUCGUGACUGGAAGAAGUGUCCAGAGAACUCCCUUGACAGCUUUUUUGACGUGCUUGUUCGAGAUGCGCACGGUGCUGUGCAAUACGAAUGCGCCGUGAACCCGACGUUCGUCUAUUCGACCACCGAGCUUGUCACGAUCUUGCCCGCAAGCCAUCCCGUCCUCCGACAAAUGCGCGAGAGUUGGGAAGUUCAAGUGCUAUCGAGCGAUUCUGCUCCACAAGAUGUGCGAUUCGAACGGCUCUACAUUGGAUAUUGCGAGCGCCAGAGUUCGGGCGUCUCCCUGCCCUAG
Messenger RNA from Capsaspora owczarzaki ATCC 30864, 1269 nucleotides. RefSeq lists its product as hypothetical. Gene Ontology annotation, molecular function: small GTPase binding; GTPase activator activity. Bases 1 to 1269 code for a protein of 422 amino acids. Gene Ontology annotation, cellular component: cytosol; perinuclear region of cytoplasm; nucleus. The record is from RefSeq and is a predicted model, not a curated record. NCBI's taxonomy places the organism in Eukaryota, Filasterea, Ministeriida, Capsasporidae. The transcript has 9 exons. Gene Ontology annotation, biological process: nucleocytoplasmic transport; activation of GTPase activity.